Molecule: messenger RNA, 1097 nt
Organism: Phytomonas sp. EM1
Lineage: Eukaryota; Euglenozoa; Kinetoplastea; Trypanosomatida; Trypanosomatidae
Source: the annotation of a GenBank genome assembly
GACCAUUGCUUCGAUUAAAGAAAGAAACAAUUGUGUUGCCACAAUUAAUUAGGCGCCCGCUUUUUCUUUCGAGUUUGCAAUCAUAGGGGCGGGAGUAGCACUAUUUGCUUUAGAAAUUAGGUAUAUCAUUAGUUCAAUUUAGGGAUAAAACUUGAAGUACGUGAAGGCUAGUUAUUUAUCAAUUUUUCUUUAAGUUUCAACCUAUAAGGGGUAGACACUUCACCAUGCAACGGGUCCAGAGGAUCGCUUUGAAUUGUCUUACUACCGCAGGUUAUUCCAACUUGCGGGUGUCGCGGCGUCUUUUUAAGAGUGACAUGCCGUACAAUAUGGACAUGGCAAAUACUGCGCACGGGAGCACGCAUUUACGCGACGCAGCAAUCCAAUCCGCUGCGGAGGAAGUCGCUGCAGGACAGUAUGCAGAGAACAAACCGCGGGCUAUUAUGUUUGUGAAUAAGCGCCCCGUGGAGAUUAUUCCUCAGGAGGAGAACCUGCUUGAGGUGCUGGAGCGGGAGGGCAUUCGUGUUCCCAAGUUUUGCUAUCACCCUCUCUUGUCAGUCGCGGGCAACUGCCGUAUGUGUAUGGUGCAGGUGGACGGCACACAGAACCUAGUUGUAGCGUGCUCAACUGUAGUGUUGCCUGGUAUGUCCAUCAUCACGGACAGUCGCCUCGUGCGCGACGCUCGUGAGGGCAAUGUGGAGCUGAUCUUAAUCAACCACCCCAAUGACUGUCCUAUCUGCGAGCAGGCCACCAACUGUGACCUUCAAAAUGUGACCAUGAACUAUGGUACAAGUAUUCCGCGUUAUCGAGACGACAAAAAGGCCGUGGAGGACUUCUACUUUGAUCCACAAACGCGCGUUGUACUGAAUCGUUGCAUCCAUUGCACACGGUGCAUUCGUUUCCUAAACGAGCAUGCCCAGGACUUUAACCUUGGGCAAAUUGGUCGUGGUGGCCUCAGUGAAAUUUCCACUUUCUUGGAUGAGCUGGAGGUAAAAACGGAUCACAAUAUGCCGGUCUCGCAGUUGUGUCCAGUAGGCAGCCUGUACAUGGGUGAUGCGGACGAAAAUAAUGAAAUCGCACAGGAAUUAGAAGAGGCUUAG